Messenger RNA from Oncorhynchus keta (chum salmon), 7200 nucleotides. Its product is annotated as polycomb group protein ASXL1-like. Gene Ontology annotation, cellular component: PR-DUB complex. The transcript is spliced from 11 exons. Lineage: Eukaryota; Metazoa; Chordata; Actinopteri; Salmoniformes; Salmonidae. Gene Ontology annotation, molecular function: DNA binding; peroxisome proliferator activated receptor binding; chromatin binding. Gene Ontology annotation, biological process: animal organ morphogenesis; positive regulation of transcription by RNA polymerase II. The coding region runs from base 2043 to 6734 and encodes 1563 amino acids. The record is from RefSeq and is a predicted model, not a curated record.
UGAUAUUCUGGCAUUUAAGCCCUUGUUCUACCACUUACCAGAGUCAGAUGAACUGCCAUUUUAUGUCUCUGCGGGCAGUAUGAAGGAAGUUAGCAUUGGCUUGCAAAACUACUGCUAACUUGUGUUAGCGCAAUGACUGGAAGUCUGCAGGUACAAUAGCAAUGCUACAGUAGCAUACUGCACGCAGAGACAUACAAAUGGUAUCCACAAUUUAAUCUCAUUCUGGGUAAGUACGGUUGAAGUCGGAAGUUUAUAUACACUUGGGUUGGAGUCAUUAAAACUCGUUUUUCAACCACUCCACAAAUUACUUUUUAACAAACUAUAGUUUCGGCAAGUAGGUUAGGACAUCUACUUUGUGCAUGACAAGUGAUUUUUUUCCAACAAUUGUUUAGACAGAUUAUUUCACUUAUAAUUCACCGUAUCUCAAUUCCAGUGGGUCAGAAGUUUACAUACACUAAGUUGACUGUGGCUUUAAACAGCUUGGAAAAUUCUAGAAAAUGAUGGGCUAAUUGACAUAAUUUGAGUCAAUUGGAGGUGUACCCGUUGAUGAAUUUCAAGGCCUACCUUCAAACUCAGUGUCUCUUUGCUUGACAUCAUUGGAAAAUCAAAAGAAAUCAGCCAAGAGCUGAUCUCCACAAGUGUAGUUCAUUCUUGGGAGCAAUUUCCAAAUGCAUGAAGGUACCACGUUCAUCUGUACAAACAAUAGAACGCAAGUAUAAACACCAUGGGACCACGCAGCCGUCAUACAGCUCAGGAAGGAGACGCGUUCUGUCUCCUCGAGAUGAACAUAUUUUGGUGUGAAAAGUGCAAAUCAAUCCCAGAACAACAGCAAAGGACCUUGUGAAGAUGCUGUAGGAAACAGGUACAAAAGUAUUUAUAUCCACAGUAAAACGAGUCCUAUAUCGACACAACCUGAAAGGCCACUCAGCAAGGAAGAAGCCACUGCUCCAAAACCGCCAUUAAAAAGCCAGACUACGGUUUGCAACUGCACAUGGGGACAAAGAUCAUACUUUUUGGAGAAAUGCCCUCUGGUCUGAUGAAACAAAAAUAGAACUGUUUGCCCAUAAUGACCAUAUUAUGUUUGGAGGAAAAAGGGGCAUGCUUGCAAGCCGAAGAACACCAUCUCAACCGUGAAGCACGGGGGUGGCAGCAUCAUGUUUUGGGGGUGCUUUGCUGCAGGAGGGACUGGUGCACUUCACAAAAUAAUGGCAUCAUGAGGGAGGAAAAUUUUGUGGAUAUAUUGAAGCAACAUCUCAAGACAUCAGUCAGGAAGUUAAAGCGUGGGUCUUCCAAAUGGGCCUUCCGAAUGGACAAUGACCCCAAGCUUACUUCCAAAUUUGUGACAAAAUGGUCUAAGGACAACAAAGACAAGUUAUUGGAACGGCCAUCAUAAUGCCCUGAACUCAAUCCCAUAGAAAAUUUGUGGGCAGAACUGAAAAAGCGAAUGAGCAAGGAUGCCUACAAACCUGACUCAGUUACACCAGCUGUGUCAGGGGGAAUGGGCCAAAAUUCACCCAUCUUAUUGUGGGAAGCUUAUAGAAAGCUACCCAAAACGUUUGACCCAAGUUAAACAAUUUAGGCAAUGCUACCAAAUACUAAUUAGAGUGUAUGUAAACUUCUGACCCACUGAGAAUGUGAUGAAAGAAAUACAAGUUGAAAUAAAUCAUUCUCUCUACUAUUAUUCUGACAUUUCACAUUCUUAAAAUAAAGUGGUGAUCCUAACUGACCUAAGACAGGGAAGUUUUACUAGGGAUAAAGGUCAUGAAUUGAAACACUUCAGCCAAAUGCAUUUAAACUCAGUUUAUGUAAACUUCCAACUUCAACUGUAGAACAAGGGCUUAAAUGCCAGAAUCUCCCAUUAUACCUUUAAAGCCCAUCUUUAUGGUAAUGUAUACCAGCAACAAAACCAAGAAUGGAAUUGCUCAUGUUUUAUGUAAAAUAAGUCAAUAUGUUACGAGAAUAUCCAUGAGAAAGGAAUGUUUCAACUUCUACUCACAUUUUUCACAAUUCUUCCAUGAUCUCUACCUGGCCUGAUCCAUAAUAUGCUCAACACAAACAGAAGUGGCACAGCCCCUCUGGCCUGUCUGGUGACCAUGCUGCAUUCCCAGGUGAGGGGGGACAGAGUAAAAAACAGCAUCUUCUUUAAGCUUCCUGGCAGGAUGAGUCUGUUUACCUUGAAGAAGAACGCUCUGCAGUGGACCAAGAGUUCGAAGGAGGCGGAGACAGCGGAAGCCAGCACACUGGCUACUGCUAACACAGCAACAGCAGGGCCAACGGAAGGUGCGGAGCAAGAGAGCUGUGACUCCAUGGAAACGGUUGCAGCCAGUGGAGAGAACGAUGCGUCCAUAGAUGAGAACUCGUCCAGUGCCUCAUGCUCCACAGAGCCCCAGACCAGGCUGAGUAGAUCUGGAGUCUCUGGACAGGUGCGCUCUGAGGCCCAGGCACAGACCCGACUAAGUCGAUCCAGACAGUCGAGCAGACAGAGGAAGAAGGCUGUGAUGAUGCCGCGAGUGGUCCUCACUCCACUCAAGGUCAAUGGUGAACACGUCCCAUCAGGAGCAGCGGGGAGGCGCAGGGAAGACUCUAGGGGGGGUCCAGGCCCCACGCUUCGUGCCCGCCCCGAGCUGGCUAGCUGGAAACGCCCCCAGCACUUCAAGAGCUUGCGUGGCUACCACUCAGGGCCCAUGAAGAGGAGCCGAGGCGGGGUGGAGGUGGACUUUGAAACGCCCGGCUCUAUCCUGGUCAACACCAACAUCAGGGCUCUCAUCAACAUGCGCACCUUCUCUGCCUUCCCAGCCCACUCCCAACAGCAACUCCUGCAGCUCCUCCCCGAGGUUGACCGUCAGGUUGGACCUGAUGGUCUGGCUCGCCUCAGUAACUCGGCUCUCAACAAUGAAUUCUUCACUCACGCCUCCCAGAGCUGGAAGGAAAGGCUUGCUGAGGGUGAGUUCACCCAUGAGAUGCAGGUGCGAUUCCGCCAGGAGAUGGAGAAAGAGAAGAAAGUGGAGGCAUGGAAGGAGAAGUUCUUUGAGGAGUACCACGGUCAAAAGUCUGGCCUGACCCGAGAAGAGUCUCUGAAGUUGACAAUGAGCGAAGCGGCCGAUGCUGCCACCAGCGUUUUGGACAGCAAAGUGGCCUUGGUGGCGGCGGGAACGCCCAAGCGCCGCAAUGUGGGCAGGCGGAGGCGUGAUGGCAGGAUGAGACGGCGAACGCGGGCAGACUUGAGACGCAGGGCGCAACGCACCCUCUGUAAGACCAACUCCCCUACCCUGCAGUCCUGCAAGCAGCUGGAAGGCACGCUCACUUUAGAUGCAGCUUCUGUUGCCUCUGUCCCCUUGCCCGUCCCAGAGGCCACAACGGUGCAGGGAGGAGAGGUGGUGUUACAGGCCGACUGUGAACUGGAGGAUCCGGCCCAGUGUGCCUCCCUAGAGCCCGUGCCCUGCCCUUCCCCUGUGCCUGUGCUCCCGCCUGUGACCAUGCCUGAGCCCAUGCCUGAGCCCACCCCGACCCCCAGUCCCAGCCCUGUAUCUAUCAGCGCCUCCGAUGAGCCUGAAGUCACCGCCCGCCUGCUCCCUGAAGAGCCUGCACCUGCCGUCGCCUCAACCUCCUCUCCCUCCUCCUCGUCUUCCUCCUCCUCCUCCUCGUCCUCCUCCCCUUCCUCAUCUCCCUCCUCCAACUCAGAGAGACAGGGGGGGUUCACCGCCGGCUUGGAUUCUUCCUCCUCGUCCUCUUCUUCCUCCACUGCCGCUGCUGCCACUGAUCCACUGGACGACGGGGCCUCCAUGGUCACCUCAGUCACGGGGGGCACAACCACCAGCAGCCGGGAGAGCAGCCCUGCAGCCAGCCCCGCCCCCAUCAUCGCCACCUCCGCUCAGGCCGCCAAGGAGCAGAAGAGGAGGCCAGACGAGCCCCAGGCCUUCUGCAGCUUCCCCGAAAAGAGGCCGCGAAUGGAAGAUCGUCAGUCCUUUCGUACCACAAUCGACGGGGUUCACACGGAAAAGCCGCAGCCGACAGCAGAGGAGCCCAAGGUCCCACCUAUCCGGAUUCAACUCUCCCGAAUCAAACCGCCCUGGGUCAAAGGGCCGCCAACCUACCAGAUCUGUCCCCGCAUCGUGCCCCCCGGCGAGGGCUCGCGGCGCUCAGGGACGGGGGCGCGCACCCUGGCGGACAUCAAAGCCCGCGCCCAGCAGGCCCGGGCCCAGCGCGAGGCCGCUGCUGCUGUUGCAGCCACUGGGGACGGACCAGGGCCGGGCGGGGGCAGGGCUGGUGCUGGGCUACAGGAUCGCAGCAGUGGAAGACGAACGCGAGAGCACCCAGGACCCGUCGAGCCCGGAGGAGCAGGAGACGUGGAGGAGCAGGGAUCGCCUGCGGGCUCUCAUCCGCCUGGAACACAACUACAGCAGUCUAAAUUAGAGCCCUCUACCCCCACCCCCAACACAGCUGCCUCAUCCCCCUCCCUGUCCACCUCUUCCAACCCCUCCCUGUCCUUCUCUGAGCCCCCGCAGACCCCCACUCCAUCCCCAACCACCCAGGAGGAGCGACAAGGGGAGCUGAGUGGGGAAGAGGGGACAACACCACCACCAAUCAAAGGCACCUCCAACGGACUCUCGGACAAGGCAGCGCUGCUGGAGCCUGAGUCUGUGUCCAGCCACUUCAGAGGGCGGGGCGAGGGGGACGACUGUGACAGGACAAUGACCAAAAAUGGUCCCCUGGCGCCCACCUCCAUCCCAGAUUCUCUGCCCAGGUUCGGGGCACAGGGAGUGGAUGUGAUCAGGUCCCUGGCUGGGGGAGGAGGGGGUGUCAUCCAACAUGGUUCCCACCACGUGGGGCCACAAGAGAACCCCGCCACCCCAGCCAGAGAGGGCCACAGCCAGAGCGAAAAGCAUUCGCAGCCCUCGGAGAGGGGGAGAGAUACAGCCUCCCUCCCUCGUCUCCCACCUUCAGUCAGAGAGGACGAAGCAGGGCAUCACAGCGAUUCCACGGAGACGGCCUCCGACUGCGAGAAUGAGAGCCAGGAGGAAGAGCCCCACCUGAGCAUGUGGAGCCACCGCCUGCCUGCUCAGCGCAACGGCAACAUCCAGCACCUCCAAAGGUUGUCUCAGCAGGCCCACGGCCAGCCUGUGAUCUGCAGCCCCUCUCUACAGCAGAUCCAGCAGCCGGUCAUCCAGACUCACGUGUCCAACCAUCAUGGCCACAGCCAAACGGUCAUCCAGCCCUGCUUCCCCAACGGCCUGCCCAGCCAGAGUCUCAUACAGCCAGGCCAAAAGCAGCCACAGCCUGAAUGCACUCCCCACCCAGACCAACAGACUCUUGCUGCGCCACACUCUCAAACCCAGAGAGGGCACAAAACGGACCCAAUGGAUGACUACAAAGCGUCCAGCCGGGGCUCGGCUGAGGAGAACUGUAGGCUGGGGCUGAAGCCUUCUCCCAUGCACCCCACUGCUGGCUCCAAGAGGCUCCCUAGUUCGGCCCGACCUGUGUCCACAGUGGAGGCCAACAAUCCUCUGGUCACCCAGCUGCUUCAAGGCAGCCUCCCGAUGGAGAAAGUCCUGCCGCAGACGCACUCGUCCAGCAAGCUAGAGAUCAACCGCCUGCCAGGGGGGCCCCAGCCAGCCCCCCAGUCCCAGCUCAACUGGCAGCAACAGACCAGGUCUCCGGGCCUUCGCUUCAGGGGCCCCACAGAGGCCCAUACGGGGGAGUCGUCUGAGUUGUCCUCUCAAAACCAGCAGAAGUCCCCUGUUGGCCGAGGAGGCUCCCCUGGAGCAAGCCGGAGCUUCGGGUCCUCUCCCCUGGGCACAGUGCCCUCCCGCAUGGCCUGCCUGCUGGAGGAGGCCUCCUCUCGGGCCACAGCCAUGCAGCAGUACCUGUCCCAGCAGCCAGGUGGCUCUGUGCCCCUCGGGGCCGUGCCCGUCAUCACAUCCCUCUCUUCAUCCUCUUCCGCCAGACGGAACUCCCAAGAGUCGGCCGUUAUCAGAGAGUCUCCAGAGAGGCACCACAACAACAUUGCUCAGCCCCGGGCCACCCCUGACCUCUGCCCCUCUGAGGUGGUCCCCACUGUCAAGAUAAACUGGCACCCUUCCAAACCCCACCCCCCGCACCAACAGCAGCUCUCGCCCGCACUCAAUGUGAAGAGCGAGGUUUCCUCCCGGCCCUCUUGUCAAGCUCUUGCCAAAACCUCCCCCUCUGGCCCCAUGGUAUGUGGUGGGCCAGGUGUGGUGGUCACCAAAAAGGAGGCAGUGAACUCUAUGGACGGUUACCUGGCUGGAGGAGUUGGGGCUAUGGAGGGACUGCUGAACAUGGAGAUGUCUUUAGCCCGCAUGGCUAAGAAGGAGGCGCAAAGCAAAGCUCAAUACUCUUCCACCUCCCCCUCUUCAUCUUCCUCUUCGAUCUCCUCCCUCCCUUUCCAGCUCUACGGUAAGCUGCCCAAGCAGGGCGGGGGCAGCGGUGUGUCGGCCCCCGGCUUCAGCUACACGGCCAACGUGUCUGUGGUAGACGGCAGCGGCUUCUCGAGGAGCAUCGCCGAUGGUGUCCUUCAGCUGCGUCAGCGCCACAGUGCCAGCCAGAGCGCCACGCUCAGCAUCCAGGCGUUUGCAGACAGUGCCGCUGAGGAGGUGGCCCUCAAGUGCUCCUGCCGCCUCAAGGCCAUGAUCAUGUGCCAGGGCUGCGGGGCCUUCUGCCACGACGACUGCAUCGGCCCCUCCAAACUGUGUGUAUCCUGCUUGGUGGUCAGAUAGGCGCUUUCUCUGACGUUGCUACAGUGUUGGUGGUUUGGUGUGCCACCUUCAGCUCCAUGUAUAAACUGUUAACUAACCUAACACACCCAGGACUUGUGAGAGAAACAAGGGUGUAGGACUUAAGGCUUCGACAAGUUCCACCCUCGGAAGAGGGUGGAACACAGGCAGGGUGAUGCCUUGUAUUAUACAAUCGGUCUGUAUUUUUUGUUGCUUAUUUUUUCUAAUGCCUUUAUGAUUAUUAUUUUGUAUUAUAAUUAUUAAUGUGAAUUUACUUGGCACGGUUGAUUUGUAAAUUGUGCCUUUUUUCUUUUCUCCAAAAAACAUUUACCUCAUCUUGACACCUGUCAUCAGUUCAGUGUGAAAAUGGUGGCUGUUUAUUGUUUUUGUUUUCCUCUCUGGGGAAUUUGUUCUAGUCUUUCUUGCAAAUAAAUAUUUUUUUAAAUCAUUAAAGCAAGCAUAAAUUACA